Cordyceps fumosorosea ARSEF 2679 is the source of this 1458-nucleotide messenger RNA. Its product is annotated as nucleoporin seh1. Gene Ontology annotation, molecular function: protein binding; structural molecule activity. The record is from RefSeq and is a predicted model, not a curated record. The coding region runs from base 1 to 1458 and encodes 485 amino acids. Lineage: Eukaryota; Fungi; Ascomycota; Sordariomycetes; Hypocreales; Cordycipitaceae. Gene Ontology annotation, biological process: positive regulation of TORC1 signaling; cellular response to amino acid starvation. Gene Ontology annotation, cellular component: Seh1-associated complex; nuclear pore outer ring. The transcript is spliced from 2 exons.
AUGGCCACGACGACGCAGCCGCCCGUCGACGGACUCUCGCCGCCCGCCCAGCAGCAGCAGUCCCAGCCGUUUGAGCUGAACCUGCAGCAUGGCCACAAGGACCUGGUGCAGGCCGUCGCGUUCAACACGUACGGCGAUCGCUGCGCGACAGGCUCCGUCGAUGGCAAGAUCCGCGUCUUCAACCGCCACAAGGACGGCACGUGGCGCAUAUGCGACACCUGGACUGCGCACGGCGGCGAAGUGCUAGAGCUCCAGUGGCUACCUGCCACCGUGUACCCCAACGUGCUCGCCUCGCUCGGCGCCGAGGGAUGGUUCCGUCUGUGGGCCGAGGACCCCUCCGCCGCCCCCGGCCGCCGCUUCUGCGCCGGCCGCACCUCCUCCGGCCGCCCCGUCUUCGACACGCGCUCCUCCCGCGGCGGCGGCAGCAACAACAGCCCCUACCGCUCCUUCUCCAUGAAGCACAACGACGAGACCAAGCACACCUAUCUCGCGCUGCUGACCACCGAGGGCCGCCUGGCCGUGUGGGAGACGGAGCAGGCCGAGGCGCUCAACGACUACGUGCGCAUCGACGAGUUCCUGGUGCUCCCGCAGCGGCCCGCGCGCGGUGAGGAGACCUCCUUCUGCUGCGCCUUCGACCCGAACCCGGAGCCGUGCUACGCCGCCCUGCGCGCCGGCGUGCCCACCGACGCGCUCGGCCUGGCCGUCGCCGCCAUGCGUGUGGUCCGCCUGUACCGCUCACGCGACGCUGUCACUGCCAGCUACGGCGUCGACACCGCCCGCAAGGAGUUCUACCUCGCCGUCGAGGUCGCCGGCCACGGAGGGCUGGUCCGCGAGGUCGCCUGGGCGCCGGGCAACAUCCGCGGCUACGACAUGAUCGCGACCGCGUGCCAGGACGGCUACGCGCGCGUGUUUCGCGUGGACACCCCCGUGGACGGCACCGACCGCACCUCGUGGGCCGAGAGCGCUCUCGUCACGCCCGAGAAGUCGCUCCAGCUGCACCGCGCCGCCGCCAAGGCCGCUGCCGCCGCCGCCGGCACCGCCACCGCGGGCACACCUCUCGGAUCCUCCUCCCCCAGCAAAGACUCGGACGGCACCAGGACGCCGCCGGCGCCGGCGCCGCCACCGCAGAGCCACCACCAGCACCAUCCAUCGAGCCUGAGCGCGAGCUUGGCCAGCAAGGCGGCUGGCAGCGGCAGCAGUGUGGCUAGCUCCUCAACCUCGCGCCUGCGGCCCGCGCAGCAGGGCCAGCCGGGGACGGCGGCGCACACGGUGCGCGAGAUCUCACGCCUGGACAACCACCGCACGCCGGUGUGGCGGGUCGGCUUCGACGACGACGGGCGCGUGCUCGGCACCACCGGCGACGACGGCAAGCUCCUGUGCUACCGCCAGACGCCCGACGGCGCCUGGGCCAAGAGCUCGGAGAUGAUCAUGAUGAAGACACGGAUGGCGGCGCCGUGA